AUGCCUUUAAACGAACUGCGCCGCGGCAGUGCGACAACGGCAGCAGCCCGCAACAACCACAGCGCACACCACUACUCCGCCAUGCUCGACGCUCUUGAAGAGGAUCCGGGAGUUAACACCCGCAGCCUUGCGAUGAGACUCGGCGAUCUCAAGGCGAUAUUACGAGAACAAAAACCGGAAGAGACCAGUGGUUCAGUGAGCGGUGAGCCGGCUCAAACUAUCGCUAAGCUCUACAAGGAAGACCUCCAUGUGUCCGAAUUGUCAAGAACUGAACAGAUAGAAGCAGGCUAUCGACCACAAGCGGUCAGAAUCGCUCAUUAG
Messenger RNA from Necator americanus (New World hookworm), 321 nucleotides. RefSeq lists its product as uncharacterized. Lineage: Eukaryota; Metazoa; Nematoda; Chromadorea; Rhabditida; Ancylostomatidae. Bases 1 to 321 code for a protein of 106 amino acids. The record is from RefSeq and is a predicted model, not a curated record. The transcript has 3 exons.